CAAGCUCUUUAAAUCUUUAGAAACUAGCAUAUCAAGAUAGAAGAUAGCGUUCUCAAUUUCAAAUAUGGCUUCUUCUUCUUCUUCUUCUCCUUCUUCUUCUUCUUCUCCUCCUUCUUCUUCUCCUUCUUCUCCUUCUUCUCCUUCUUCUCCAUCUUCUUCUUCUUCUCCUUCUCCUUCUCCUUCUUCUUCUCCUUCUUCUUCUUCUUCUUCUUCUUCUUCUUCUUCAUCUUCAUCUACUACUGCCUGGGUGUAUGAUGUUUUCUUGAGUUUUAGAGGAGAGACACGAAAAUCUUUUACUGAUCAUCUUUAUGAAGAUUUGCGUCAGGUUGGAAUUAACACCUUUCGAGAUGAUGAAGAAAUCCGUAAAGGUGAGAACAUCUCUGAUGAGAUAUUGAAGGCCAUCGAGGGGUCCAAGAUAUCCAUCAUCGUAUUUUCCAAAACAUAUGCCCAAUCCAGAUGGUGUCUUGAUGAACUGGUGAAGAUUCUAGACUGUAAGAAAAAUUUGCAACAGAUGGUUCUGCCUAUAUUCUAUAACGUUGAUCCUUCAGAGGUUCGUAAACAAACAGGUGAAUUUGGUAAGGCAUUGACUCAACAUCGACAACGAUUUGAUGAUCAAAAAGUUGAUGAGUGGAAAGUUGCACUCACUACUAUUGCUGAUUUGUCCGGGUGGGAUUUGCAAACCAUGACAAACGGGUAUGAAUCUAAGUUCAUCAAAAAAAUUACUGAAGAGGUACUGCGGGAAGUGAAUCGUACAUACAUUAAUGUUGCAAAGUAUCCCGUUGGAAUUGAAUCUCGUUUGAGUGAUAUACUUCAUUUAUUGCAAACUCAAAAACAUAGUGAUAUCAAGAUGUUUGGAAUUUUUGGCAUGGGUGGUGUGGGAAAAACAACCUUUGCCAAAGCCAUUUACAACUUGAGUUUUCAAAAGUUUGAAAGUUGUUGCUUUAUCGCAAACAUUAGAUCACAAGCUUCGGAUGGGUACAAUGGUUUAGUUCGUCUACAAGAGAAACUUCUUUGCAAAACACUGAACGGAAACAAAUUUGAAAUAGAUAAUGUUGAUGAAGGAAUAAGUUUGAUUAAAGAAAGACUGCGAUCAAAAAGUGUUCUUAUUGUUCUUGAUGACAUAGAUGACACUCGUCAACUAGAAUUAUUAGCAGGACAACGGAAUUGGUUUGGUUCAGGGAGCACAAUUAUAAUAACAACUAGAGAUGUUCAGUUGUUGAGUGACCUAGAAGCACAUGAGAAGUACAUGGUAGAAACGUUAAGCCAUGAUGAAUCCUUGCAACUCUUGAGUUGGCAUGCUUUUGGUGUUCCUAUACCAUUAGAGGAGUAUAUUGAACUAUCCAAAACGAUAGCAAGUUAUACUGGUGGACUUCCACUAGCACUUACAAUUAUAGGUUCUCAUUUGCGUGGCAAAUCAAUGCAAGAAUGGAGUGAUGAUGCUGAGAAAUUAGAAGGGAUACCUCAUGCUGAUGUUCAAAAAAUUCUUAAAAUAAGUUAUGAUUCACUUGAUGAUGAUUCUCAGAAUAUCUUUCUUGAUAUUGCUUGUUUUUUUAUUGGGCAUAACAAAAAUGACACUUUUAUGAUAUUGGAAGCUUGUGGUUUUUAUGCUAAAUGUGGAAUAAGAAUUUUGAUUGAAAGAUGCUUGUUGACAACAUAUGGAGGUGGAGAGUUUGAAACGCUUCAGAUGCAUGAUUUAGUACGAGAUUUGGGAAGAGAAAUUGUUAGAAAAGAAUCUUCACGUGAGCCGGGCAAACAAAGUAGAAUGAUUGACCCAAAGGAUGUCUUUGAUGUUCUUCAUGGGAACAAGGGCACAAAAGCAAUUGAAGGAUUGAUUGUAAAUUCUAACAUGUUAAAGAAUGUGCCUUUGAAUACUCAAAUAUUCAAAAAGAUGGUAAAGUUACGAAUACUCAUAUUGAAUGGUAUGUGUCUUAGCGGAUCUUUUAAAUAUUUAUCCAAUGAGCUCAGGUUGCUUAGAUUACACAAUUGCCAUUUGAGUUGCAUACCAUCUAAUUUUCGUUGUGAGAAACUUGUUGAGUUAGACAUGGAAGGUAGCAAUAUCAAAGAAUUCCAAUGCAAUAUGCAGCAUUUUAGAUGCUUGAAGAUUUUAAAGUUUGAUUAUUGUAAACAACUUAAGAAAACACCAAACUUCAUCGGGGCACAUACUCUUCAAAAAGUAUCCUUUCAUUAUUGUUCGAAGUUGGUCAAGAUACACCCAUCAAUUGGAAGUUUGGAGAGACUUGUUGAGUUAGACAUGGGAGGUUGUAAUAUCAAAGAAUUCCAAUGCAGUAUGCAGCAUUUUAGAUGCUUGAGGAUCUUAAAGUUUGAUAAUUGUAAACAACUUAAGAAAACACCAAACUUCACUGGGGCACAUACUCUUCAAGAAGUAUGUUUUUAUUGGUGUUUAAAUUUGGUCAAGGUACACCCAUCAAUUGGAAGUUUGAAGAGACUUGUUGAGUUAGAUUUUGAAGGGUGUAUGAAACUCAAGGUUCUUCCAAGUAGCAUUUGCAAGUUAAAAUCACUUGAAGUUUUACAUUUGAAUUUUUGCCUGAAACUUAGGGAGCUUCCAAUUGACUUGGGAAAAUUAGAGCAACUAAGAAAGUUACGUGCUCGUGGAACUGACAUCUCACAUAUACCAUUUUCUUUGGGAUGUUUGAGAAAUCUAAAGGAACUGGAUCUAUAUCAGUACACUAAGAAAUCACGUGAUGGUGUUGCUUUUUUUCCACCUUCAGUUGCAAAUCCGUGCUCCUUUGAAGUUAUUGAGAAUUUGACUUCAUUGGUAUCUUUAAAUUUAUCAGGAAGAAGUUGUUAUCUUCAAAGCUUACCAUUCCGCCUUUGUCAUCUUUCAAACUUGAAAGCUCUCUACUUGGAGAAUUUCCAAAAUCUUAGAGUACUUGUAGAACUUCCUCCUAGUUUGGUGAAGCUCUCUGCAAAAAAUUGUGUCUCAUUGGAAAAAAUAGUAAUUGUAUCAAACUUGAAGAAACUUGAAAUGUUGGAUCUUGAAAACUGUGAAAGUUUGGUUGAGCUUCCAAAGAUGGAGAGUCUUUCAUCCUUAAAAGAGCUUGACAUAAGGAAUUGCAAUGCUUUGAGUAUUCCCGACAACUAUUUGCAUGAAGAAGAUUUUCCAAUUGCUCUUAGGAGUUUGUCCUCCUCGUUGAAUGAAAUAGAUUUAAUGGGAAGUUAUUAUCUUCAAAGUUUACUAUUAAGCCUUUGCCAUCAAUAUUCCAAUUUGGAGAGACUCUUCUUGGACGAUCUGCAGAAUCUUAGAUCACUUCCACAACUUCCUCCUAAUUUGUCGCUACUCUCUGCAAAGAAUUGUGUCUCAUUAGAAAAGAUAGCAGAUCUAUCCAACUUGAAAAGACUUGAAUAUCUAGAUAUUCAGAACUGCAAAAGUUUGGUUGAACUUUUAGGCUUGGAGAGUGUUGGAUCCUUACGUAGUCUUGGGAUAGCAAAUUGCAGCGGUUUGAGGAUUCCUUCGAUUGAAAAGUGGUUCAAGGUACAUCCCAAAUAUUAUAUUUAUGUGGAAGUAGUUGGCUGGGGUAGAAUAUUCUGCGGUUUUGGAGUCCUUCAAAUCCUGCACAAUGUGAUUGAUCCCAGUGAAAUUGAUUAUGCGGAUGAUGGUGGUAAUAGAAUUGAUUUGAGUGUGAGAAGCAAAAGCAGUGGUGCUAAUUGGAUUCUAAUGGAACCCAAACGUAAGCAAAAGCAGUGGUGCUUGUUUCGCGUUCCAAUGACAAUGAUGGGAGAAGAAUUGGAGGUGCAUGUAGAAGUCCAUGAUUGGCAGAAGAUAUUUUGUGUAGGUGAAAUAUAUAGAAACAGAGAAGGGGAAGUGCGUUUCUUUCCAUCCACAAGGGGAUGCAUUCCUUCCUAUAAUAAGGAAGAUGGAGAGAGGAAGAGGAAAAGGAAGAUGCAGAUAGGUAGAGGCAGGCAAAGGCGUUUCCUUCCAAUCACAAGGGGAUUGAUUCCUUCUGUUAUGAGCCUGGGAGAUGAUAAUGCACAAAGGAAGAGGAAAAGGAAGGCGCAGAUAGGCAAAGGCGGCAGAUCUAUCAGGCAGAGGCGGUUAUAAUCUUCACCUUUUAAUUUGCUGCAAAAAGAAUUAUUAUUAUUGUAACAUAUUGUACAAUUUAAUUUGAUCAAAGCAAUUAAGAGUGAUUUUUAUACCAUUUGGAUGGAGAUGGAAUCAAAUGGAGGAUGAAAAUAAAAGGAAGAUCAAGAAUUGAACCGACAGGAUAAUCUUUUGACAGUAAUUGGAGAUCAUAACAGUCCACAUUUUGAGUUUCUGCAAUUACUCUUCAACAAGUGAGCAUUUCAUAUAUUUAAUUUCCAGCAUGUUCACUCUAUGCCCAAGUGUCUCCCACUUGACAGAUUUGUGCAUUUUGAGCAUUCUUGUGUUCAACACCCGUUGGAUAUAUAGAUUAAUGAGUCAAUUGGAUGGUGGAAACAAAAGGGAUCAGAGAUCAAGAAUUGUACCAAAAAGCCUCAAGUUAGAAUUGUACGUACAGGAUGCAAAGAGUCACAUAUAAGAAUUGAAGUACAUGAGCCAUCCAGUGUGCUGAAAGUGAAGGAACAAAGCAAGGUGGACCCAUAUGUAUAGAGUAAAAGAAUUGAUUUUGAGGUCUGAAGAAUGAUUGGAGGUGUACGUAUAGUAUGCACAACAAGUGUAUAAGAGCAGGAUGGUUGGAGUAGGAGAAGACACAAUAAGCAAGUUGCAUUUCUGAGUUAAGUUUUUCCUUUAAGUAUUUUUAUUGGGUUAUGAUGUGUAGCUAGUAUGUAUAGCUUAAUUAAUGUUAUGAAAUUGGAGGGUACAAAAUGAUUUAAUUUAGCAAUGUUGCGAAUACAGGAAGAAUUAACAAUAAUUAAGAAGAAUAAGAAGAUGGUGAGAGUUGAUGCAAAUUGCAGUGGUUUGAGGCUAAGUGAGUUUAAAAGAAUUCACUUUGAGGUCCCAAGAGAAGUAUUUGACAUACCGAGAAACAAAGAUGGGGAAGUGGGUUUCAGGGAUGCAUGCAUGUUAUGAGUGAAGGUGACACUGCAUGUCAAGAUUUUGCUUUAAGCAAUGGAUCGGAGUUGAUUGGUAUCGCUACCAGAAAGCAAAGCCAGUGGUGCCUCAGCAAGCAUGUUGUGAAGGUGACAGUGUCAAGAUUUCGCCUGAUGAAGUGAUACAUUUGUCAGUUGCAUUGUGCCAACGCUUUCGAGGCAUGGAUUCAUUUAUAUGAUUUCGGUGGGCUUUUGUUUUGGUGACUGCAAUGGAGUUCGUAUCGCUACGAGAAGCAAAACUAGUGGUGACUCAGCUUGGGUGGGAGAUGAAUGCUGUGUGGAGAAGAAGAAGAAGUAUGGAAGAGUUGAUUUUGAGGUGGCACUCUGGCAGUAAUGGUGGGGAAGUAGUGGCAAGUGUUUGCAAUAAUCAAACUAGUGAUCUUCUCUUACAAGAAUCAUGUUUCACCCCACUCGAUUAUCUUUUGAGACUUUUUUUCUUUUCUUUUUUAAUCCAUGUGUAUUGCAAAUUUGUGCUCCUUUGAAGUUAUUGAGAAUUUGACCUCAUUGAAAUAUUUAAAUUUAUUAGGAAGAAUAUCUUCAGAGCUUACCCUUC
Molecule: messenger RNA, 5581 nt
Organism: Ipomoea triloba (trilobed morning glory)
Lineage: Eukaryota; Viridiplantae; Streptophyta; Magnoliopsida; Solanales; Convolvulaceae
Product: TMV resistance protein N-like
Exons: 12
Coding region: 65-4060 (1331 amino acids)
Biological process (GO): defense response; signal transduction
Molecular function (GO): ADP binding
Source: RefSeq, a predicted model, not a curated record